Messenger RNA from Penicillium bovifimosum, 2934 nucleotides. RefSeq lists its product as uncharacterized. The record is from RefSeq and is a predicted model, not a curated record. Lineage: Eukaryota; Fungi; Ascomycota; Eurotiomycetes; Eurotiales; Aspergillaceae. The coding region runs from base 1 to 2934 and encodes 977 amino acids. The transcript has 8 exons.
AUGCAUGGUCGGAAGCUUACCGAGACUCGAAUUGACUUUUCUUCCGCCCACCGGGGUGGUAAAACAUUGUACUGGGUUGAUCUGUACAGAAAGGUCAGCAUUGCUAGUGCUCGUCGAAAUGGGAGAGGUGAGGUGUUGCGGGGAAAAUUCGACAAAGCGGUCAACCAAAAGGGGAGCCAAAGGCCGGCAGAAACCUCGCAGAGAAUUCCAUCGUCAAUUGUUUUGUAUUUCAUCAAGCACGCCGAGUACCCCGUCGUUGUCUGCAAACGCUGUCAAGUCGGCGUCAGGCCCAGUACGAUCCCCGCGCACCUGAAAGGUCCACACCACAACAUCCCAUUUCCCCAAGCAAAACAGAUCAGUGCUACCGUCCACCUUUGGAAUGGAGUGGGGGACUGUGAGAGUUGGGAAGUGCCACGACGAUUGCUCGAGCCCAUUCCCGGCAUUGUGGUCCAUACCGAUGGCUUCCUAUGCCGCUUGGACCCCGAAUGCAGCUGGGUGGUCUGCAACGACAAGGUGAUGAAAACUCAUUGGCGUGCAGACCAUGGUCGGGUUGCGCCUAGUGCCAGAGGUCGUCCCCGCAAGGAUUCCGAAAGCACUCGCUUCUGGGAGGCAAACACCGCCAGGGCUGCCUACCAGCAGGUGGUAUCUCAUGGCGUUGGCAGCCAUUACGUCCUGAUCGAGAACUAUGAGCUUCCCGAUCCCGCCGAGGAGGUGACUCGUGAGGCUGGUCAGCACCACGCCGGGUUGAACGCCCUCCGAACGCUGUACCAGCAGCACAAGGAGCCCGUCACCACCACCGAAGCCGGCCAGUGGGAUGAAACCAACUCCUUCCUCCGUUAUGCCAAGUGGGACCGCUACCUGGAGGGUUUAGAACCCAGCGAGUACCGGCUGAGCAUUCAGGAACCCCUCGAGCACGACCAGAGCGACGACGCCUUGGCCACUGCCGCCAUCUGGAAAUCCAUGGCGGAGGUUGCACGAACCGGCCAGGAGCUGACCAACACGCUCGGCUAUGAGCUUCUCAUCGUCGCUGCCAAGGUCUCGCGAGACACUGACCCCCACAGGCCACUCAAGGCAUACAUGAACCAGGAGAACAUUGCCACGCAUUGCCUUCCAUGGCAGCAAAUCUUGAUGUUCUUUGCUCGAACCCAGUUCCCCUCGACGCCCGAACCCGGGGAGAGCAAAUUCCAGCUCACCGGUCUCAAUGAGGCAUGUCUGAACUUUUGCCUGUCCCUGCUCAGUCAGAACUGUGACGUGAAUGAGUACGGGUGCGCGCUCGUUUGCGCACUGGCCGUGCUGGGUCGAGGCGAAGUCGCGUGGCUCACCGCCGACAGCUACCCACCCAUCCUGUCCCGCGUCAUCAAAGUGGCCAGGUUCAUGGUCGUCCUCAAGGCCCUGAGCAUGGAUUCACGGGCUGGCGAGAUAGGGAGGCAGCUCGAGCUGAACAGUUUGGGUGCUACGCCAACCGGUCCGCCUGCCAUCAGCCACAAUCUAUGGCUACCAAGCGAUGUGCUCGCCGUGCCCAGCAUUGCCGAGCUCGAGUCUGUCUCACACGAUUCCUUCUCAGACUGGCUUGGUCGGCUGGUCGAUCAGUUCAUGGUGCGCGAGUCUCGCGGGCCGAUGAAAUGGAUGUUGGGUUUGCGCGCGGUGGGGUUGAAAAUCCAUUACAACACCACCACUCCCGGCUACCUUGGCUGGAUGGGCAUCGAUCGGUUAUGCUACAAGAAGGUGACCUUCACGGUGGGCGAAUUCACCGGCUUUGUACAUGUGUUGGUGAAUGACGCCAGGCAGAUCUUGAUGGAUGACCUCAUGCUUGGCCACAAGACCGAGGUCCCCAAGAUUCCAUGGGACUUUUUCUAUGACGAUCCCACCAACGUUGGUGCCGGCUGGAGCUUUCUCCAAGACCCCCGAACGCCGUGGCCUGUCGUUGGAGAGCAGUGGAUGUUUGAGCAGAUCGCCAACAACCCCGACGUUGACCGGGAGUUCUUCCGAGAUGGGAAACCGCGGAUGGCCAAGAUUGACUGUUACAUGAAACAGUUAGUCGCCUUCCGCCGCAAGCUGUCCGUGCUGGUGCACAUCUGCAGCGGCCAGCCCGCUCGUGCGCCUGAACUGCUCUCCAUCAGGCACCGCAACACCGACGCUGGCGGCGUUCGCAACGUCUUUAUUGAGGAUGGCCUGGUGGCCAUGGCCACCUCCUACCACAAGGGCUUCCAUGCCACCAAUGACGCCAAGAUCAUUCACCGUUACCUACCACGGGAGAUCGGUGAGUUGGUGGUGUGGUAUCUGUGGUUGGUGUUGCCUUUUGUCCACGCCUUGGAGCUGUAUCAGCGCCAUGAGAGGGAACAACCGGUUAACCAUAAAGUACGCAAACGCGAGGCGUACAUGUGGCACCCCGACCCCCAUUCUGAUAAGCCGUGGUCUUCUGAGCGCUUGCGUGAGACCCUCAAGGAGGAGACCAAGGUCAUCCUGCACGCCGAGCUCAAUCUUAUGGCCUACCGCGACAUUGCGAUUGGCCUCAGUCGACGAUUUCUGAGGUCCACGCACCAGUUUACGCACAACGUGCACGAUGAGUCCCGCGCCGAGGUGCUGGAUGAUGACUUCGACGAGCGUGAGAUGGGGCCUGAGGAAUGGAGCGGCCACAUCGCCGAUUUACAAGCUGCCCAUUCCUCCCACGUCGCUGGCAUGGUGUAUGGACGCCUUAUUACCGAGCAGCCCGGCGCCACGGCAGAGAAACGCCAGCAUUUCCGUAUCUGCAGCACGGAUUGGCAUCGCUUUUUGGGCUUUCCCUCUGUCAAGGCCGAGCUGCUCAACCCCUAUCGCCGCCACGAGCUUUCUCCUUGGCAGAAGGAGGCCCAGGAGAGCCGCACGGCGCGUCGGUGGGACCUGCGGAAUACGCCCCUGGAGUAUACAGACAUGACAAAGCACAAUUCCUGCUAA